AAUAAAGCUGACAUUAUCAAACUGAAACCUUUGUUUUUAUCUAAUCAAGAUUUUUUUCUCUCCCUAAGAUCCUAUUUAUCCAGUUCUAAUUUCGCUGUGGUAGUGUAACCAUGUUAAAAAUUUUGACUCUUUGUUCCGCCUUAGCGCUGGCUUUAAGUCAGCAGCCGCCUACGGUUGAAUUGGAUGGCCAAGGUACGGUGAUAGGCACACAAGCAAGUGAUGGAAAUUACUUCGAAUUCCAUGGCAUACCAUAUGCGGACGCGACUUCAGGAAUCAACCGUUUCAAGGCACCACUACCGCCACCUUCGUUCCAAACCCCAUUAACUGCGAACCGGAAAAACAUAAAAUGUGUUCGAGCUUUAGGUGCAGGAUAUGAAGGCACCGAAGAUUGUCUGGUAGCCAACAUCUACACACCAAGUUUAGACAAUACUAAGAAACUGCCGGUUAUGGUAUGGAUUAAAGGAAAAGAGUUCGACCAAAUAAUCAAUCCAGAACUAUCGUUCCGCAAUUUUGUUCUAAGGGAUGUAGUUGUAGUGUCAUUGAACUAUCGUGAAUCCAUCUUAGGAUUCCUAUGUCUUGGAACUGAAACUGCACCGGGUAAUGCUGGAUUAAAAGAUAUUAUUGCUGGUUUAAAGUGGAUCCAGAAAAAUAUCGCACAGUUUGGAGGUGACCCGGACUCAAUUACUAUUGUCGGCCAUGGAAGUGGUGGGGCUGCCGUCGACUUGGUCACAAUGUCUCCAAUGAGCAAAGGUUUGGUACAUAAAGCUAUUGCUCAAAGUGGUAACGCAUAUUCGCCUUGGGCAGUAUCUCGUGAUAAUUUGAAACAUGCUCUCGAUGUAGCUGAGGCUCUUGGCCAUACAAUAACCACUAUUGAACAAUUAUCAGAGGUUUUUACUAGAACUAGUGUCGGAGCUUUGAUGGGUGUUAUCAAUGAUCUUGACUUGACUGAUAACUCUUUAGCCUUUGCUCCUUGUGUAGAGCGUGAAGAACUGAAGGGAGUAGAGCCUUUUCUUAUUAAAACUCCUGCUCAGAUUGUAAAUGAUGGAGAAUUUUUAAAUAUUCCUACCAUUAUUGGAUAUGUAGAUUACGAAGGCACUAUUCGAUCUAAAGAAGCAGUUGAUAACGAUUGGCUGAACCGAAUGACAGAAUCGUUCAGUGACUUUAUUCAGCCUGAUUUAGAAAUCGACGAUGAUGAGGUGAAUCAAAUUAAAACAUAUUAUUUUGGACCAGAUAAAACUGAUUUAUAUGAACAGUACCUUGAAUAUCAUGGCGACACAAUGAUUCUAAUCUCUUCUGCGAGAGAAGUAAGAAAUCGAGCUUUUGCCACUACAUCACAAAAUACUUAUUUAUAUCAGUUUUCAUAUAAAGGAACUCUUGGAGACGCAUUUGUUGGACCUAUAAAAGUUGAUUAUGCACCACAUGGUGCAGAAUUGGCUUAUUUGUUCCUGGGAAGUUCUGAAGCGAAUGAUUUAGAUAUUCGUAUUAGUAAUAUUCUCGUUGACAGAUGGACCAACUUUGCUAAGACAGGUAACCCUAUCACCGAACACUCUAAUGUAGUCUGGCGGCCUUAUACCCGAACCGUUCCAAAUUUCCUACGUAUAGGCUCUGCAGAGGAAAUUACUGGAAGGUUGAGAAGCGAUACAACUCCUGUGGAAAUAGGGUUGACUAAUCCUCAUCCAGCAACAGUUUCAUUCUGGGAACAUAUUUACACGUCGCAUUUUUUAGAUGCACAGAGUAACUGGGAGAUUACAGACAGGAACGAAGAUCCUACUACAACAACUACAACAACUACUACAACUACUACAACCCUCAGCCCAGGUGGUAUUGAUGAGUGUGAUGGCGAUGGGGAUGACUGUGGUAAUGGAAAUAAUGAUUGUGAAGGUGAAGACUGCAAAGACGAUAAUUCAGCCACAACAGCUGUUGGCUACACUUUCUUAAUAAUCAGUCUAUUUUCAAUUCUGAACCACUUCCAUUCCUCACAGAUAUUAUCAUAGAAACAACUCAAUAGGAUUACUUCUAUUGUUUCUGCGUUCUCAACAUCAAUAAGCCGUUUUGUUAUUGAUAAACCUUAUCCCUUGAUUUUGAAGAAUGAAUGGUGGAGUGGAAAUGGUCAUUUAAAUUUCUGUUUCUUAUAAUACCUUUUAUUUUUUAUUUAUUUAUCCAUAGGUGUUAAUAUUCCACAAUCUUCUUUGGAUUUCAUACAGAAAUUCAUUUGAAGAACACACACGCUUAUAGUUUUAAGUUUAUUUGUUUUGGGAUAUUCUAAUGUAACGUGAAAAUUCCUAUUGUUUAUCUUUUAUCACUUAUAGUGUAGAACCAAUGUAAUUAAUUACAGAGCACUAGUAUCAUAUUUAUCUAUAAUGUAAAUGACACAUUUUUUUACUAUAAGGCAGACAUUUUAACCAACUUCAAAAUACGCCAACCGAUUAUUGUGGGCUGAUUU
Messenger RNA from Spodoptera exigua (beet armyworm), 2443 nucleotides. Lineage: Eukaryota; Metazoa; Arthropoda; Insecta; Lepidoptera; Noctuidae. The record is from the annotation of a GenBank genome assembly.